AUGUCAGGGUUUGACAAUUUCAACACAGACUUUUACCAGUCCAGCUACAGUGUUGAUGACCAAAACCAGAGCGGCUAUGGCUACAGCAACACUGAAAACCCUUACAACAAGUGAGUAAAUGACUCGAAACCCUCCAUGACUGAUUCUCAGAUUAAAAACAGCCUUGCUUUUAGUUUGUGUCCUCACUCAGAGUGUAUUUGUAAGCCAAGAAGAUUACCAUGUUGUUAUGAUAGCUGAAGGGGAAACACUUAUUUAAAAAAAAGUCUGUUUGAGCAAACCAGUAACUGUCUGUUUUUAACUUUUGACUCAGCUGUUCAAUCUUUUCCCAGGCCAUACGGUCAGUAUGACUACUCCCAGCCCAUGGGAUACUCACCCCCCGGGAUGAUGCAACCCCAACAGCCAUACACAGGACAAAUCUUCCAGCCCACACAGACCUACACCCCAUCCCCUUCACAAUCUAUGUACAGUAGCAGCUUUGACGAUGAGCCGCCUCUGUUAGAAGGUAGGUCAACCACAGUCUGGAGGGUCAUUUUCUAUCUUUUGUUAAGGGUCUGCCUCUUCACAGUUUUAAUUUUCAGGACUUGAGAGGUAUUGGCCAUUGCAGCAUAUUCAUCAAAACACACGGCAUAAACAAGUUUUUCCUUUUUUCCACAAAAGAGGAUCGCACAUUGUUUACUGAAGCAGAAUCAGACAGGAAAGUGAUCUUUUUAGGACCAUCUAACACCUUUACAUUCUAAUAAAUAUGGACCUGUAGUGUUUCUGUUGAAAUCCACCCACCGUAUAUCCUCUCAUGGUGUGAAUUAUAUUUUUAUUUGCCUUCUGCUUCCCGAGCAAAAUCAGAGAGAUUCAUGAAUACAAGAGAGUUUGCAAGAGAUUAAAUAAAACCUCACAGAUUUAAGGCUGGCCUUCGAACAGCAAACAGCAAAAUUUGCAGACCUGAAUUUACUGCAUGAGUUGUAUUUUUCAAACCCACACAAACCACUGAGAAAGUAUCACUAAUACAUCGCAAGUUUUGACGUCAGUUUUGACGUUGCUCAUGCUGCACCAUAACCAAGUUCUCAGAAAUCCACACUCUUAUUCUCAACUACAAAACUGUAAGUGUGGUUUCAUCCCAGAAAAUGUAAACAGUCGAAACAGAAGCUUCAAAUGAGACUUAUGAGUGCAUGGAAGCAGGUUAAGCCUUAUCUGUGAGAUGAUGUUUGGGGGCUAAGUUGGUUUAUCGGCUUUUUUCCCUUCCUCUGAAUUGUAUCUAAAUACCUCGUUGCAUAUUAAGUUCCAAGAUAAGAGCCUCUAAGUUGGAGUCCUAUGGUCUUAAAGUGAAAACGAGUAUCUGGGGCUCUAAGAUAGGAACUGUACCCCCACCCAGUGGAAGGCAAAACCAAAGGUUAUCAGCAUUUGAAGGGGUACUUCUUCUCCAGCCUUAUGUAGGCACAUACAAUAUAUGCUUUUAAUGAUUACCACAUAUGCUUGACUGAGAGGAAAAUAUGUCGUGAAGAAAUUUAGUGAAUGGUCAAUUUUUUUAUCAUGGAUACUCGUGAAUAGAGUAUCUUUGAAGAGCAUCUCUGAUAUCAAACCAACAGGCUUGAUGUUUGUUUUCUGCAUCCCAGAGUUAGGGAUCAACUUCGACCACAUCUGGCAGAAGACUCUGACCGUGCUUCAUCCGAUGAAGGUGGCAGACGGCAGCAUCAUGAAUGAGACAGACCUGGCUGGCCCCAUGGUAUUCUGUUUGGCUUUUGGAGCGACACUUCUCCUGGUAAAUCCUCGAAACACCCUCUUAGAGUUUCAGUACGAAAACUUUGUGUCUGUAUGACCCAGUGUCGUAGUCGAGUCACCAACUACAAGCAGCAUCACGUGGUUGAAAGGGGCGCUUGUCGAUUGGACAAAGUAGGAGGGGUAUGUAACCUCACGGAUUACAAACAGGGGUGGACUAGCCGUCUUGUAUCGUGCUUCGUCACAUUAUUUUACGGAACGCUACAACGUUCGUGAAUGCAACUGUUCAUAUAAUGCUAUCGUAGCUUGUCAGGGAUUUAUCCUGUUAUUUUUCUAACUUUGACGAUCAAAUGUGUGACGACAUAUGAGCUCAGAGUUUAAGGACUGUGACUGUUGGUAGUUGUGAUUUGAUUUUGUUUAAAUAUGCCAAAUUGUGAAUUUAUGGGUUAUUGUUGUUCAGACAAGUGAGCUAAGCUAGCAAGCAACUGCUAAUGUCAGCGGUCACUUGUUGCCAUAGCAACAAGGGGUGCCGUGCUUCCUCUACCAAAGAUGCACUGCGUAUGCACUGAAUAUAGCGUCAUUACGUACAUUUGGUCCUGUGUUUGGUCCAGUGAGCUUUCACACUGCAUACGAACCGAACCAGGGUUCACUUGCAAGCGAACUGAGACCCACGUUUUCAGGCGGACCAGAGUUCGCUUGUUUGGUCCGGAUGAGCUUUCACACCUGCCCAAACGAAGCGGACUAUCCGAGGAAACAAACUCUGGUCUGUUUAAAGCGGACCAAACAGCUCUGGUGUGAAAGUUACCUGAGUCAAGUCACAAGCAGCGUAUCCGCACUCGAAUACUACAACACUGGUAUGAUCUGUGUGUUGUUUGCUUUGUGCUUGUGUGUCAUUUAAUAUCGAAGUGUGUGAUUGUGUUGUUUUUCUCUCCUGCUCACAGUCAGGUAAGAUCCAGUUCGGGUAUGUAUACGGUAUCAGCGCGAUCGGCUGCCUCGGCAUGUACUGCCUACUCAACUUAAUGAGUAUGACCGGCGUCUCCUUUGGCUGCGUGGCCAGUGUGUUGGGAUACUGCCUCCUACCCAUGAUCCUCCUCUCCAGCUUUGGAGUCCUCUUCUCCUUACAGUGAGUGCACAGCAACACUCCACAACUACAUUUUUUGGAGUUUGUAGCUCGAAUAUUGACAAGCAUGUUUGAUCUUUUAGUUGUAUUUUUAACUUCUUCCUCUUUCCUUCUUGUCCUCUUUAGGGGCAUGAUGGGAAUUAUAAUAAGCGCAGCGAUCAUUGGCUGGUGCAGUUUCUCAGCGUCAAAGAUCUUCAUUUCAGCAUUGGCCAUGGACGGGCAGCAGCUAUUGGUUGCCUACCCCUGUGCUCUUCUAUACGGGGUCUUUGCUCUCAUCUCCGUCUUCUAA
Xyrichtys novacula (pearly razorfish) is the source of this 3119-nucleotide messenger RNA. The record is from the annotation of a GenBank genome assembly. NCBI's taxonomy places the organism in Eukaryota, Metazoa, Chordata, Actinopteri, Labriformes, Labridae.